Lichtheimia ornata is the source of this 1980-nucleotide messenger RNA. RefSeq lists its product as uncharacterized. The coding region runs from base 1 to 1980 and encodes 659 amino acids. Lineage: Eukaryota; Fungi; Mucoromycota; Mucoromycetes; Mucorales; Lichtheimiaceae. The record is from RefSeq and is a predicted model, not a curated record. The transcript is spliced from 2 exons.
AUGACACACCCUGCUUGGAAUGAUUUAUGCAAACAGCCCACACUCGGUUCUUAUUGUUCUGAAAAGUAUGCAAAGAUCGUUUACGAUUCGACACAACAACUCCAUCAGCCUGUUCAAUCGAUCUUGUCAGCUCUGAAUCUACGCGCCAUGGGGUUGGCAAAGUGCGCCCACUUUGAUUCUGCUCUUUGCGAUGCCAACGCCAUGCAGCAACUCGCGCCUUCUUCAGCACUUGGUUACUUGUGUGCAGCCAAUAUUUACAGUGAACAAGGCAAACAGCUUCAAGUCAUUCGUAUCUGCAGCAAGGGACUCAACAUGGUCGAUGCCAUGGAUACGUGCUAUGAUACACUGCAACAAACCAAAGAGGAUGCUGAACAACGCCAAAGCACACGAAUCGACUUUAUGAGCCAGCUACCAAUCGACAUUGUUAUCACAAUUCUCAUUCCCAUGAUCAUGAAUAAUUCUCCUUUGAGCUCAUUGAUACCAUGUCCCUACUUACAUGUAUCCAAUUUAUGGCGCGAUCGUUUUAUUCAAAGCUUGGAUGGGCUACGGUUCGAGGUGGACUACAACGAAGAUCACAAUCUGUCACACGUUGUCGAGCUUUCUCGUUACAUCAAGGCAUUGGAUGUCAGACCAUAUUCGCAUGCAACAUGGCUCGAGGCGUUCUUGGGCAAUCAUGAUUUUUCCUCACUACGAGUGUUGAGGAUUCGGGAGUACUUCGCUGAAUGCGUUGAUCCUUUGGUUUCGUCACUGAUACCAAUCGGCAGCAAUUUGACACAUUUGUAUGCAGCGCUCUCUUUUACGAGUGUCGUAUCCAUUGCUGAUGUCAUGCACUCUUGCCCAAACUUGGUGCUAUUGGACAUAUUCCAGCAACGUAUUCCGGAUCUUAUUUCUCUACAAAGUACGACAUGGCCCAAGUUGACAACUUUAUCAUUGACGUGUGUUGGAGGAGCCCAUUUUAAAUCAAACGACAUAAGAGCAAUCGGGGAGAGCUUUCCGUCACUCAAAAAGCUUUCAUUUUACCCAAACGAUUAUACGUUUGCAACAGGCGUUGUCUUGAAUUAUUAUCCAUGGAUGAAACGUUUGAAGAUCUUGAGCGACGGCUUUGGAGAUGAGCUGGUCUACGUGGACCAAGGGCUCCCAUGCGAGGAGAUCGGCAUUACAAGUAUCUAUAUUGAGACGGCUGAAUCACCUGAAGACUUUUGGACUUUUCUGAUUUAUGAAUUACGUGAGCAUCGAAAAACACUUGCACGCAUUGAAUGUGAUAUCUUUCCUGAUGACGAGGAGAAGGAUGCUAUCUAUGCUAUCGAGUACAUUCGGUUGAAGCAGCUCUACCUUAUUGGAUCUGGAUGGUGGAUACCGCGCAAAGCACCUAUGCUAGAAGAAUUGAAGAUGACAGCCGAUGCAAUAAGUGGAAACAUGGCAGUCCUGGAUACAAUACCACCCAAUUUGAAAAAGCUCGAGUUGGCACUGGAUGAGGAACUCGACGUUCAUAAUAAAGCCGGCAUCGAACGUUACCUUCAGCGGUUUGCACGGCACACACAGUUGAAGGAGCUCAUUAUGCAUAUUUGCGACUUGCACCACUUCGAAAACGUACUCAUUGCGACCCAUCACCUAUGGCAGCUGCAACGAUUAAUGAUCACCUCUACCCACAAGUGGGAUUAUGAUUCAAUGCAAAGAUUUAUUGAUGGACUUGUCAAAGGAUGUCCAAAUCUAGCCUGUCUGGAGCUCAAGUGCACAUCCGCGCCAUCGACCUAUUUCAUGAAGGCUUUGAAACAGCUUCCACGUUUGGAGCAAGUUGCAUUUUCAAUCGAGUCCAUCGGCGGCGAUGAUGAUUUUUGGAAUGCUGUACAAGGCACGCCCCAGCUUAAAGGUAUUCGGAUUUACCCAGCUAAUGCAGCCAACAUGGAUGCGAUCCGCGGCCUCCAACAACAACGUCUUGAUUUGAAAAUUAUCCUCGAUCAAACAUUCACACGCUUCUGA